AUGAAGAUCGCCAUCCUCACCUCGGGCGGCGAUAGCGCAGGGAUGAACGCCGCCGUGCGUUCCAUAGUCAAAUGGGGCAUCCUCAAAGGAUGCGAGAUGUGGAUCGUGCGCGAGGGCUACGAAGGGCUCGUGCGGGGCAACACGGAGCACGCUGAGCAGGAAGCCCGCGAGGCAAACGCCGCAGCUGCGGAGCAGGUCGAGGAGUCGGUCAAGGACAUGGAGCUCAAGACCGAGAAGAACCUGCUGCACAACCUGCGAUUUGGCGAUGGCGACCUCCUGCGCGAUGGGACGAGCGAGUUUGUGGGUGGAAGGACGCUCAAGGGGAGGUAUAUCGUACGAGUGGGGUGGGAUGAUGUUCGUGGGUGGUUCUCUGAGGGCGGAACUCUCAUCGGCACUGCGCGUUCAGUCGCGUUCAGGUCACCAGAAGGACGUCGGGCGGCCGCGUUCAACCUCAUCAAAGAAGGCAUCGACGCGCUCGUCGUGUGCGGUGGUGACGGCUCGCUCACCGGUGCGGACAUCUUCCGCUCCGAAUGGCCUUCGAUUAUCAAAGCACUCCGCGAUCAAAACCAGAUCACCGAACAGCAACUCGAGAACCACUCGCACCUGCGGCUCGUUGGCCUCGUCGGGUCAAUCGACAACGACAUGUCGCUGACGGACUUGACGAUCGGCGCACCGACGGCGUUGCAGCGCAUCUGCGAGGCCAUUGACAACAUCAACUCGACCGCGUCAAGCCACUCGCGCGCGUUCGUCGUCGAGGUCAUGGGCCGCGACUGUGGGUGGUUGGCUUUGUUGGCUGGGGUAGCUGGUGGUGCGGACUUCAUCUUCAUUCCCGAACGCCCGCCCCAUGUCAACCCUUGGGAGGACGAGAUGUGUGCUCAGAUCCAUCGUCACCGCGAAGUAGGCAAGCGCAAAACCAUCGUCAUCGUUGCCGAAGGCGCGCACGAUAGCGAGCUCAAUCCCAUCCGCGCCGAAUACAUCAAGGACGUCCUCACUGAGCGCCUUGGGCUCGACACGCGUGUCACAACGCUUGGGCACACCCAGCGAGGAGGACGGCCGUGUGCCUUUGACAGGAUCUUCCCUACUCUCCAAGGAAUCAACGCCGUCGAGGCGCUCAUGGAGGCGGCUCCCGGUACGCCGACGUACAUGAUUGGCAUUCAGGAGAACAAGAUUACCCGUGUGCCGUUGAUCGAUGCUGUCGAGAUGACUAGAGCCGUAGGGAAAGCGAUCAAGGAACACGAUUUUGACAAGGCGCUCGAGCUCCGUGGAACAGAGUUCCAGGAAAUGUUGCAGAGCUUCCAGGCACUCUCAUCGUUCCCUGAGGAGAGUUCGAAGUUGCCCGAAAAGAAGAGGAUGAUUAUCGGUAUAAUCCACAUGGGUGCUCCAGCUGGAGGCAUGAACGCCGCAACGCGUGCCGCCGUCCGGUACUGCAUCAAACAAGGCCACCGCCCGCUCGCCGUGCACAACGGCUUCCGCGGACUGCUCGACGACAACGUCUCCGAGCUCACCUGGCUCGGCGUCGACGCCUGGGCACCGCGCGGGGGCUCCGAGCUCGGCACGAACCGUACCCUCCCUUCCAUCGACCUGGGCGCCAUCGCCGCCAAGUUCCAGAACUAUAAAUUCGACGGAUUGUUGAUGAUUGGCGGCUUCGAGGCAUUCAAUGCGCUGAUGAUCCUCGAGGAGGGCAGGAAAUAUUACCCUGCGUUCCAUAUCCCGAUGACGCACCUGCCUGCGACGAUCAGCAACAAUGUGCCGAUGACAGAGUAUAGUUUGGGCAGCGAUACGAGUUUGAACGCGCUUGUGGAUGCGUGCGAUGCGAUUAAGCAGAGUGCGAGUGCGAGCAGGGAUCGGGUGUUUGUUGUUGAGACGCAGGGAGGGAAGUGCGGGUAUAUCGCGACGAUGGGUGCCCUUGCUGUUGGCGCGAGCUUGGUCUAUACGCCUGAGGAUGGGAUGGGGCUGGAUAUGUUGAGAAGAGAUGUCCGAUUCUUGAAGACGAGAUACAGCUUAGAUCUCCCGGGAAAGAGCGAGGGUCGUUUGGUUAUCAGAAACGAGAGCGCCUCGCAAGUAUACACGACGUCAGUGCUCACAAAGAUGUUCAUCGAAGAAGGCGGAUCACUGUUCGACGCACGUUCUGCCUCCUUGGGACACACGCUACAGGGUGGUGUCCCUUCUCCUAUCGAUCGUGCACGAGCAGCGCGUCUAUCGCUCAAGUGCAUGGCGUUCAUUGAAAAGCACCACGAGAUUCUGUCAAAGACGCCCCCACACAAGUCGCGCCAUGCUGAACCCGAAACUGCAGCGAUCAUCACCAUCCAGGCGAACAGCAUCAAGAUGGUCCCAGUGACGGAGAUGGUGCACCAUGCAGAUAUGACGAACCGACGAGGCAAGAUGAGCUGGUGGAUGGACGUGAAGAACCUGGUUGAGCAGCUGGCGGGCAAGCCUCAAUUCUUGGGCAUCCCAAAGAACUAUCCCUUGACGGGCGAACCAGUCAAGAUUUGA
Molecule: messenger RNA, 2493 nt
Organism: Cyclocybe aegerita
Lineage: Eukaryota; Fungi; Basidiomycota; Agaricomycetes; Agaricales; Hemipholiotaceae
Source: the annotation of a GenBank genome assembly